AUGGAAAUACAGCACAGCAAACUGGGGGGACGUAGUGACGGCGGCACUGAGGAGGAUGCCUGCACUGGCGUCCCCCGUCCCCUCUCCGGCACACCCGGCGGCUCUGCUUCCCUCCUCCGCCCUCCGGGCCGCACCGGUUCUCUCGGGCCCAGCACCAAGCCGCCCUGCGGCCACGGCUCCCAGCCCGCACCCUCCCCGGACUCCAGCCCCGAGCGCCUCCCCGCAGCCCCCCAAGGGCCUCCCUACCCGGGGGCUCACCUUCGCCUGGAGGCCCCGCUGGCCUCUAAGCCUCCCCGGCUCCGCCGCCUGCUCCUUCCCGGGCUCUCCCGCAGCCUCCCGGCCCCCGCACUUGUCCCGCUUCUGUCCCCGCCGCUCCGGCCCGGCUUCUCCCCAGCGCCGUCGCCCGAGAGCCCAGGGGCGCAGCGGCACCGGGCGCGGCCUCCCGGGAGAGCAGGUUCACCGUCGGCGGAAUCCGGGGCUUGA
Manis javanica (Malayan pangolin) is the source of this 483-nucleotide messenger RNA. The record is from RefSeq and is a predicted model, not a curated record. NCBI's taxonomy places the organism in Eukaryota, Metazoa, Chordata, Mammalia, Pholidota, Manidae.